Colius striatus (speckled mousebird) is the source of this 3354-nucleotide messenger RNA. It is a transcript of the gene NF2, whose product is annotated as NF2, moesin-ezrin-radixin like (MERLIN) tumor suppressor. Gene Ontology annotation, cellular component: filopodium; adherens junction; cytoskeleton. NCBI's taxonomy places the organism in Eukaryota, Metazoa, Chordata, Aves, Coliiformes, Coliidae. The record is from RefSeq and is a predicted model, not a curated record. Gene Ontology annotation, molecular function: actin binding; cell adhesion molecule binding. Gene Ontology annotation, biological process: regulation of cell shape; positive regulation of protein localization to early endosome; regulation of organelle assembly. The transcript is spliced from 17 exons. The coding region runs from base 81 to 1853 and encodes 590 amino acids.
CGCGGCCCGGGGCGGGCGGCGGGGGCCCGGGUCCUCCCCCCGCCAUGGCGUCGCCGCCGCGCUGAGCCGCCUCCCGCGCCAUGGCCGGGGCCAUCGCGUCCCGCAUGAGCUUCAGCUCGCUCAAGAGGAAGCAGCCCAAGACCUUCACGGUGCGCAUCGCCACCAUGGACGCCGAGAUGGAGUUCAGCUGCGAGGUGAAGUGGAAAGGGAAGGACCUGUUUGAUCUAGUAUGCAGGACACUGGGACUCCGAGAAACCUGGUUCUUUGGGCUUCAAUACACCAUCAAGGAUACAGUGGCUUGGCUCAAAAUGGACAAGAAGGUUCUGGAUCAUGAUGUUCCAACAGAAGAGCCUGUCACCUUUCACUUCUUGGCCAAAUUUUAUCCUGAGAACGCAGAGGAGGAGCUAGUCCAGGAAAUCACACAGCACUUGUUCUUCCUGCAGGUGAAGAAGCAGAUUUUGGAUGAGAAGAUCUACUGUCCUCCUGAAGCUUCUGUUCUGCUGGCUUCUUAUGCUGUCCAGGCCAAGUACGGUGACUAUGAUCCCAAUGUCCACAAGCGAGGCUUCUUGGCACAAGAGGAGUUGCUUCCAAAGCGGGUAAUAAACCUGUAUCAGAUGACUCCAGAGAUGUGGGAGGAAAGGAUAACAGCCUGGUACGCAGAGCACCGCGGCAGAGCAAGAGAUGAAGCUGAAAUGGAGUAUUUGAAGAUAGCUCAGGACUUGGAGAUGUAUGGAGUGAACUAUUUUGCCAUUAAGAAUAAAAAGGGCACAGAACUGCUCCUUGGUGUCGAUGCCUUGGGUCUUCACAUUUAUGACCCAGACAACAGGCUGACUCCUAAAAUCUCCUUCCCGUGGAACGAGAUCCGGAAUAUCUCGUACAGCGACAAAGAGUUUACAAUUAAGCCAUUGGACAAAAAGAUUGAUGUUUUUAAAUUCAAUUCAUCAAAGCUACGUGUGAACAAGCUGAUACUUCAGCUGUGUAUUGGAAACCACGACCUCUUCAUGAGGAGGAGAAAGGCAGACUCGUUGGAGGUCCAGCAGAUGAAAGCACAGGCCAGGGAGGAGAAGGCCAGGAAGCAGAUGGAGCGGCAACGCCUGGCCCGAGAGAAGCAAAUGAGAGAGGAAGCUGAGAGGACAAGGGAUGAGCUGGAGAGAAGACUGAUGCAGUUAAAGGAAGAGGCAACGAUGGCUAAUGAGGCUCUGAUGAGGUCUGAAGAGACAGCAGACUUGCUGGCUGAGAAGGCUCAGAUCACAGAGGAGGAGGCCAAGCUCCUGGCUCAGAAAGCAGCUGAGGCUGAACAGGAGAUGCAGCGCAUCAAAGCCACGGCCAUCCGGACAGAGGAGGAGAAGCGGCUGAUGGAACAGAAGGUGCUAGAGGCAGAGAUGUUGGCACUGAAAAUGGCCGAGGAGUCAGAGAGGAGGGCGAAGGAGGCUGAUCAGCUAAAGCAAGACCUUCAGGAGGCUCGUGAGUCUGAGCGGAGAGCGAAGCAGAAGCUUUUGGAGAUCACCAGCAAGUCCUCCUACACACAGUCCAUGAACUCAAGUACAACACCACUGCCUACAGACCUGCCAAGCUUCAACCUCAUCAACGAGAGCCUCUCCUUUGACUUCAAGGAUACAGACAUGAAGAGGCUUUCAAUGGAAAUCGAGAAAGAGAAGGUGGAGUACAUGGAGAAAAGCAAGCACCUGCAGGAGCAGCUGAAUGAGCUGAAGACAGAAAUCGAGGCACUGAAGCUAAAAGAGAGAGAGACAGCUCUGGAUAUAUUGCACAGUGAGAACACCAGCCGAGGCAACAGCAAGCACAACACUAUUAAAAAGCCUCAAGCCCAGGGCAGAAGACCUAUCUGCAUUUGAGACUUCCAAGUAGGUUAUUCCAAGCUCACCCUCCAGAGCACCAAGUCCCGUGUGGCCUUCUUCGAGGAGCUGUAGGAAGCCUCCAGCACCGCUGCUGCCCGUGCCAGGCCCCGCCGUGCCCCAGCCAGGGGCCGCUCAGCCGGCUGCCGACAGCCCUGGCACAGCGCCGCCCGCCCACGGACGGGGUGAUGUUCUCUAGCCUAGUGCCCACUCCUCUUCCUCUCCCUCCCUGACCCCUCUUCAUCUUCUUUUCCUAGUGUAGCUGGAUUCUGGGGCUCAGCCCUCCAGGUUUUCUCCCAGCCCUGUGGGGAUCGGGGUGGCAGCCGUGCCCCACAGCCCGUGGCUGAGCAUCCCGUGCCAGCGUGUGCUGAAGGGGCUGCCCUGGCAGAGCUGCCAGCCCCAGGGCUGCCUCCUCUCCCCCACAGCUGCAUUAGGCACUCAGAGCAUGUGCCAGUGGAGUGCUGUAAAUCAGGGCCCGUUGCUGGCUGCAGGUGCCUGGGCCUGGAGGGAGCUGAGCUGCUGCUUGCCCAGGGAGAGGAGGCAGGGCCAGGGGGUGGGGAGGAAGGUCUCCUCCUCCUCUUCUCUACCAGGAGCAGGACAGCUAGUGCCAACCAAGUGAAACCUGGUUGCUUUUACCUGCAAACUGUGACAGAUCUGGGCAGCAAGUGGCUUGGGGAGCUGGGAGGGGGGGCUCAGGCUGACACCUCCUCCUAGAGCACAGGACCCUCCCUGAGCCCCCCCUGGGCAUGCUGCUGCCCCUAGCCUGAGCUGGGGCUGCCUGCUCCUGCCUGUCCCUACCUGGGGGCCUUUGCUCCAGCUCUGCCCCCUGCCUGUGGGGGGCCAUGGGGAUGCCCUGACCUUUCCUUCAUGUCUCUGUCCUAAACCCUGCCCUUGGCUGGGGGGAAUCACUCCCUUUCCCUUCCAGCUGCAUGGACCCUCUCACAGAGCUGGUGCUGCCCCACUCACCCCCUGCAUCCCUCCAGGACCCUCAGUCCCAGCCCCUCACAACCUCUCCUGCCCAGAGGGUCCCUCACUGGGUGGGAGAUCAUGGCUGGACCCCUUCUUAUUUAAAACCAGGCUUCCUUGGGUCGAGCCCCUGUGUGUGUGGCUGUGACCCAGUGGCUGUGACCCCGUGGCUGUGGCCCAGCACAGCCCCUCCCCCCCUGCCCCUGGACUCUUGUACUCAGAAGAAAUCCAUUUUAUCCUUUGUUUUAAUAAAAAUUGCCAGCACUAGGAGGGGGAGCUGGGGCUUGUUUGGUCUUUGUACUGGGGGAAAAAGCCUCGUGAAGCCCUUUCAGCUGCAGUUCAGGGCAGAGCUGGGGUUGGGAGGCUCAGCUGCAGCCCCAGGAGUGAAUGGUUUCCCUCUCCUCACCCUCUUCUCCCUCCCUGGGGUUUGGGGUGCCCUGGGGAGGGCUGAGCCCCGUGUUUAUCAUCCCUGGGGCUCUCCCUGACGCUGCCAGGUCUCCCUGCCUGGAAUCAAUAAACGAUGCUCUGCAUUGGC